GUUAAUCAGUAGUUGCAGAACUCCUGAGUCACAUUGAAUUACUCUCCUUCCUCUUUAUACACUCUUUGUUUUAUUGCAGUUACUAUUAGUCUCUCCUUCAGUUUUGUUCUAUUCAAGUGUCGUAAAUUGCAUCAACUGAUAUAUUGUUAAAUUUUAAAUCAAAAAUAGUGCAAAAUACCAAAAAAUGGGACCCUUCGAAAUUUUGUGUAUUAUCGCGGGAAUUUUUCUUCUUCUCUAUUUCUAUAGUACAUCAACGCAUGAUUUUUGGAAAAAUAAAAAUGUCAAAGGACCAAAACCAACGCCAUUAUUGGGAAAUUUCACUGAUCUUAUGUUAAAUCGCAUAAGUAUGGGUGAUUAUACAAAAAAACUUUAUGAACAAUUUAAUAAUGAAUUAAUGAUUGGAAUGUUUGCCCGUAAAACGCCAAUAUUGCUAUUAAAAGAUCCAAAUUUAAUAAAAGAUGUUUUAAUAAAAGAUUUUAAUAAAUUUGCCGAUCGUGGUAUUAAUAUUAGUGAAAAAGUUGAUGUAUUAUCACCACAUUUAUUUGCCCUUGAACCAGAACGUUGGCGGCCAUUACGUAAAAAAUUAUCACCCGUUUUUACAUCAGGCAAAUUAAAAGAAAUGUUUCAUUUACUUAUUGAAACAUCAGAACAUUUAGAGGAAUAUUUAAAUAAUAUUGUAAUUGAAAAUGAACCAAUUGAAUGUAGAAAAUUAACAGCAAAAUUUACAACUGAUGUUAUUGGCUCGUGUGCAUUUGGUAUUGAUAUAAAUGCAUUGUCAAAUGAAGAAAGUGAAUUUCUUCGUAUGGGUAGAAAAAUAUUUGAUUUAAAUUUUUGGCGAACAUUAAAAAUAAGAAUAAGAGAUAUUACACCAUGGUUGUAUGAAUUAUUGGGGCCAAUAUUAGCUGAAAAGGAGAUGAAUAAUUUUUUUGUUAAUUUAGUACGUGAUACAAUGAAAUAUAGAAAGGAGAAUAAUAUUGUUAGACAUGAUUUUAUUGAUUUAUUAAGAGAGGUGAAGGAAAAUCCUGAUAAAUUAAGUGAUAUUGAAUUGACUGAUAGUUUGAUAGCAGCACAAGCCUUUGUUUUUUUCAUUGCCGGCUUUGAAACAUCAUCAACAACAAUGAGUAAUGCUUUAUAUGAAUUGGCAUUAAAUCCUUCAAUUCAAGAAAAAUUACGUAAAGAAAUUCAAAAUGAAUUCAAAAUAACCGAAGGCAAAUUAUUAUAUGAUCGAAUAAAAAAUCUCAAAUAUUUACAUAUGGUUUUUCAAGAAACUUUGAGAAAAUAUCCACCAGUAACGGUUCUUAUGAGAAAAGCAACAGAAAAAUAUACAUUUUCUGAUACUAAUGUAACAAUUCCAAAAGGACAAAAAAUAUGGAUUCCAACUUAUGCAAUUCAACGAGAUCCAAAAAAUUAUCCUAAUCCUGAUACAUUUGAUCCAGAGAGAUUUAGUGAAGAAGAAGAAGAAUUAAGACAUCCAAUGUUAUUUUUACCAUUUGGAGAUGGUCCGAGAAAUUGUAUUGGUGCAAGAUUUGCUGUUUAUCAAACUAAAAUUGGAUUGAUGAAAAUACUCAAUAAUUACAAGGUUGAUGUUUGUGAGAAAACUUGCAUUCCUUAUGUGAAUAGUAAAAAUUCAUUUCUUCUACAACCAAAAGAUGGAAUUUAUCUGAAAUUUAAAAAAAUAGUAUUUGUUCAGAUAGCAAAUAAGAAUCUGAUAAAAAUCACCAAUGGUAAGAAAAAAAUGUUAUUUGAAAUUUUGUGCCUAAUUGUGGGAUUUAUUUUUCUUUACUACUAUAGUAGAAAAAAUUUUGACUUUUGGAAAAAACAAGGUGUCAAGUGUCCAACGCCAAUACCAUUUGUUGGAAAUUUUAAAGAUUUUAUGUUAAAUCGAAUAAGUAUUGGUGAUUUUACAAAACAAGUGUACGAUCAAUUUGAAAAUGAAUCAAUGGUUGGAUUUUAUGCACGUCGAAAGCCAAUUCUUCUUAUUAGAGAUCCAAAAUUAAUAAAAAAUAUUUUAAUUAAAGAUUUUAAUAAAUUUGCCGAUCGUGGAAUGACAUUUCAUGAGAAAGUUGAUAUUUUAUCGCCAAAUUUAUUUAUGAUUGAACCAAAACGAUGGCGGCCAUUACGUAAAAAAUUAUCACCCGUUUUUACAUCAGGUAAAUUAAAGGAAAUGUUUCAUUUACUUAUUGAAACAUCAGAACAUUUAGAGGAAUAUUUAAAUAAAAUUGUAAUUGAAAAUGAACCAAUUGAAUGUAGAAAAUUAACGACAAAAUUUACAAUUGAUGUAAUUGGCUCAUGUGUAUUUGGAAUUGAUAUAAAUUCAUUGUCAAAUGAAAAUAAUCAUUUUAUAAAAAUGGGUCAAAUUGUAUUUAAAGCAAAUUUUUGGAAAAAUUUUAAAAUGAGAAUGAGAGAAAUAACACCUGGAUUAUAUAAUUUUUUUGGAUCAAUAUUAGCCGAAAGAGAGAUGGAUAAUUUUUUUGUUAAUUUAGUUCGCGAUACAAUGAAAUAUAGAAAGGAGAAUAAUAUUGUUAGACAUGAUUUUAUUGAUUUAUUGAGAGAGGUGAAAGAAAAUCCUGAUCAAUUAGGUGAUCUCGAAUUGACUGAUAGUUUGAUAGCAGCGCAAGCUUUUGUUUUUUUCGUUGCCGGUUUUGAAACAUCGUCAACAACAAUGAGUAAUGCUUUAUAUGAAUUGGCAUUAAAUCCUUUAAUUCAAGAAAAAGUACGUAAAGAAAUUCAAAAUGAAUUAAAAAUAACAGAAGGCAAAUUUUUAUAUGAUCGAAUAAAAAAUCUCAAAUAUUUACAUAUGAUUUUUCAAGAAACACUUCGUUUAUAUCCACCAAUAACUGUUCUUAUGAGAAAAACAACAGAGAAAUAUACAUUUUUGGAUAAUAAUGUAACAUUAGAAAAAGGAUAUAAAGUUUGGAUUCCUAUUUAUGCAAUUCAUAGAGAUGGAAAAUAUCAUUCUGAACCUGAAAUCUUUAAUCCUGAUAGAUUUAAAGAUGAGGAAAUUAAUUUACGAAAUCCUAUGCACUAUUUACCAUUUGGAGAUGGGCCCAGAAAUUGUAUUGGUUCAAGAUUUGCAAUUUAUCAAACUAAAAUUGGAUUGAUGCAAAUACUGAAAAGUUACAGAGUUGAUGUUUGUGAGAAAACAAGUAUUCCUUAUGUUAACCAUAGAAGUUCAUUUCUUCUUCAGCCUAGAGAUGGAAUUUAUUUGAAAUUUAAAACAUCAAUAAAAAUAAAAACAAUUAUGUUAUUUGAAAUUUUCUUCACAAUCACAAUUAUUAUACUGAUUUUUCAUUUUAAAAAUAAAUCAAACAAUGAUUUUUGGAAAAUUCGAGGAAUUAAAGGUCCUGAGUCAAGAAAUUUUUUUGUCACAAUGAAAAAUAUCUUUUUAACUAAAACCUACAUUGGUGAUACAAUUAAAAAAAUGUACGACGAUUAUAAAGAUGAAAAAAUGAUUGGAAUGUUUGCUGGUAGUAUGCCAAUUUUAAUAAUUAAAGAUCCGGAAUUAAUUAAAGAUAUAUUAAUUAAGGAUUUUAAUAAAUUUGCCGAUCGUGGAAUAAGACUACAUGAGAAAGUUAAUCCAUUAUCGGCACAUUUAUUUUCCCUUGAACCAAAACGUUGGCGACCACUUAGAAAAUGUUUAUCACCAGUAUUCACUUCUGGUAAAUUAAAAGAAAUGUUUUAUUUAAUUCUCAAAUCAUCGGAAAAUUUAGAAUUAUAUUUAAAGAAAAUUGUAACGGCAAAUAAAAUAAUUGAAUGUCGUAGUGUUACGGCAAAAUUUACAACAGAUGUAAUUGGCUCUUGUGCAUUUGGAAUUGAUGUUAAUGCAUUUGUUGAUGAAAAUAAUAAUGAAUUUCUUCGAAUGGGUAAAAAAAUAUUUGAUGUUGGCUAUUGGCGAACUCUUAAAAUGCAAAUAAUGCGAAUUUUACCAAAUUUAUAUGAUCGUCUUGGUUUUAUUGUUUCCGAUAGGGAAAUGGAUGAUUUUUUUGUUAAUUUAAUUAAAAAUACAAUUCAAUAUAGAAAGGAGAAUAAUAUUAUUAGACAUGAUUUUGUUGAUAUAUUGCGAAAUAUGAAGGAGAAUUCAAAGAAUUUGGAAAAUAUAGAAUUGACAGAUAAUUUACUGGCUGCACAGGCAAAUGUAUUUUUUGCCGCUGGAUUUGAAACAUCAUCUACAACAAUGAGUAAUUGUUUAUAUGAAUUGGCAUUAAAUCCUUUAGUUCAAGAAAAACUACAAAAAGAAAUUUGUGAAAUUUUACAAAAUUCAGGGAAUGAAUUGUCUUAUGAGAAUGUCAAAAAUAUGAAGUAUCUACAUCAAGUUUUUCAAGAAACUCUAAGAAAGUAUCCACCAGUUCCAUUUUUAAUGAGAUGCUCAUUAGAUGAAUAUACAAUUUCUGAUACAAAUGUAAAAAUUCCAAAAGGUCAAAGAGUUUGGAUACCGGCCUAUGCAAUUCAACGAGAUCCAAAAAAUUAUCCUAAUCCUGAUAAAUUUGAUCCAGAGAGAUUUAGUGAAGAAGAAGAAGAAUCAAGACAUCCAAUGUUAUUUUUACCAUUUGGAGAUGGUCCGAGAAAUUGUAUUGGUGCAAGAUUUGCUGUUUAUCAAACUAAAGUUGGACUGAUAAAAAUACUCAAUAAUUACAAUGUUGAUGUUUGUGAGAAAACUUGCAUUCCUUAUGUGAAUAAUAAAAAUUCAUUUCUUUUACAACCUACAGAUGGAAUUUAUCUGAAAUUUAAAAAAAUAAUUUAAUAAGUCCCUUAAUAUAGAUUUUAAUCUUGAACAAUGUUUCAUCUUGUUAAUUUUUUUUUUGAAUUAAUUUAUAAUAGUCAUAUUUAGAUAACAAUUUGUUGAGUUUCAAAUAUAUUUA
This is a messenger RNA of Leptopilina boulardi, 4859 nucleotides long. RefSeq lists its product as uncharacterized. The record is from RefSeq and is a predicted model, not a curated record. Bases 185 to 4741 code for a protein of 1518 amino acids. Lineage: Eukaryota; Metazoa; Arthropoda; Insecta; Hymenoptera; Figitidae. Gene Ontology annotation, molecular function: monooxygenase activity; oxidoreductase activity, acting on paired donors, with incorporation or reduction of molecular oxygen; iron ion binding. The transcript has 14 exons.